CCGCUUACCUUUGGUUCGUCCACCUUCUUCUUCUCCACUGGGAGAGAGAAAUUAAAAUAAAAUAAAAAUGGCAGCUUUGACAACGCUUACGCCAUGCCAAGCCACCACCUUGCAUUAUAAUAAUAGAAUUUCCCAUCAUUAUACUCAAAACCAAGAUGUUUAUAUUAAUCAUACUAAAAGAAUUCAUAAAGCAAAGUCCUCUUUGCUUUGUUAUUAUCAUCCUAAUCCUGCCCUUGCUUUCCCUUCUCUUUCUACACAAUCCACAUCAAUUAUUCCGUCAAUCCAUUUGUCUACUUCAGGCUGUGGCAGCUCAUGGUUGCAAGAUACCUCCAUGAAUCGCGAUGCUAGUAUUCGUAGCAGAUUAAGGGAGGGUCCAAUAUAUUCAGCGUUUCCCACACAACCUGCACAAGUUUCCUCUGUGCAGGACCUUUAUGAUUUCAUAUGCUCUGGUCCUCUUUUGGACAAAGUGGGACUGACUGCUGAAAAGGUGGCAGAAUCCAUUGACAAGUGGUUGUUUUAUGGAUCGAAGCUUUGUCGGUUGUUUCAGCUCAAUGAACUUUACCUUACCAUUCCCGAGAAGGCAAGGUUUUAUCACUAUUACAUACCAGUCUUUCUAUGGUGUGAAGACCAGAUAUCAGAACACAGGUCCAAGUUCAAAGACGGGGAAGAGAUUCCUCCCUUAGUGGUAUGGAUAAUGUCUUUGAAUGGUUGUUGUGUGCAAUAUCCCUUUACUAUUUUCAGUACUGUUUUGGAUUCCAUUUUCAUUAGGAUUGGAAUAUAG
Molecule: messenger RNA, 781 nt
Organism: Hibiscus syriacus
Lineage: Eukaryota; Viridiplantae; Streptophyta; Magnoliopsida; Malvales; Malvaceae
Product: D-glycerate 3-kinase, chloroplastic-like
Exons: 2
Coding region: 68-781 (237 amino acids)
Source: RefSeq, a predicted model, not a curated record